GGCGAUUCGAAUCUAUCAGCAAUGCUUACAUAGACCAAAACCAGAUGAUGUUUUGCAAUCAUUUGAUAAACUAUGGAAUAGUCUACCGAUUUCACCAGAAUUAUCAUGGCCAUUGGAAUCGAAUAACAACUCGAUAAAUAUGGAUUGGUUGGAUUUUUACGCACACUUUUCCAUUGUUUUUGGUUAUGAACCACUAUUCAGAGUUGGUGUUUGGAUGUUUUUUAAGAUAAAUAUCAAGAUUGAUUUUGGUUCUUUGGAGAAUGAUACUCAUAAUUAUCAUAUUUUGUAUGAUUUAGUGACCAAAAAUAAUACAGGGAAGAUGAGUAAAGAAAAAUAUGAAAAAAUAGUCAAUGAAGUGAUUGAUUUUGAGGACAAAAUUACAAAUUUUAAAAAAACAAAAAAAUCUGAAACAAGUUCUAAAUCUUUGAAAAAAAUUAGCAAUGAUACGGGGUUAAAUUGGAUAAGUUUUUUCCAAAUAACAUAUAAUGCGGGAAAAUCCUUUGGGAAUGUGAAAAAUUCUGCGAGUAUUAGUGGCGAUGAAUUUAUUUCCUUUGAACCCGGUGAUCCACUUGUUAAUUUUUUCAAAUUCAUUCAAAACACUCCUGAACAUAUUGUACUCAAUUAUUUGUGGCUGAAAGGAAUAAUAUAUUUGUUGAAUGAAUUUCAACCUAAAAAUCAAGAAACAUGCCCUAAUAUCUUCUUAUCUGAUCAAUUCCCAUUGAGCUUCGCAAUCGCACGCUUAUAUGUUGAUUAUUCAUUAAAACCUGGAUCGAAAUUGAAAGUAAUUCAUAUGGUCAACCAAUUGAAACGAUCGGCUAUCGAAUCAAUGAAACAGAAUACAUUAUUUGACAAUGAGACACGUGAAAGAGUUAUAAAAAAACUUCGUAACAUCAUUGAUAUUAUCGGUUUCCCCGAGUUCAUUAUUGUUGAUGAAUAUCUUGAUGAGUAUUAUAUAGUUCAUGGUUCGAUUAAUCAUUUCAUUGGAAAUAAUUAUUGCGAAUCAUAUGCAAAACUGUUAAGCUACUAUAAAUAUCUAAUGUUUCGAUUGAUGAAAAAUGAUACCUGUAUUGAAGAAAUUAUUUAUUUUUCACCAUUAAAAUUAAAUGCUCAUUAUCUUCCUGAAAUAAACAGCAUCGUAAUUAAACCAACAUUUUUAAGAUUUCCUUUAUUCGAUGCCGAACUGCCGUUUUAUGUGAAUUACGCAAAAAUAGGUUCUAUAAUUGGUCAUGAAAUUACACAUUAUAGUGCCCAAUGUUUUAUAGAACAAUAUCGAAAUUACAGUGAACAUUCAUAUGGUCUUUUGGGGAAUAUUUCUACAUUGAAUGAAGAUAUUGCUGAUAACGGUGGUUUGAGUCUGGCAUAUAUGGCAUAUCAAGAUGAAUUGAAACGUAUUUUAAAUCUUGGAAAGCAACCACAAUUAUUGCCACGAUUAGUUGACAAAAAAAUGACAAUUGAACAAGUAUUUUUCUUAUCAUUAGCCCAGAAUCAGUGUCGGUCUUUUACUCGAAAUGAAUUAAAAUUUUCGAUCCAACAAGAUCCACAUUCACCCGGAGAAUCUCGAGUCAAUUUAUGUAUGCAAAACUUUGAUAAAUUUGCAGAAAGUUUCAAUUGUUCGAUUGGAUCGCCAAUGAAUCCGAAAAAACGUUGUUUUUUAUGGUGAGGAUAAGUGGUUCAUUUGUUAAUGUCGGUAUUGAU
This is a messenger RNA of Dermatophagoides pteronyssinus (European house dust mite), 1695 nucleotides long. Its product is annotated as neprilysin-1-like. Gene Ontology annotation, cellular component: plasma membrane. Gene Ontology annotation, molecular function: metalloendopeptidase activity. Gene Ontology annotation, biological process: protein processing. NCBI's taxonomy places the organism in Eukaryota, Metazoa, Arthropoda, Arachnida, Sarcoptiformes, Pyroglyphidae. The record is from RefSeq and is a predicted model, not a curated record.